AUGGCUCUUGACUCCCAAGGCAUCCUUGCAGCGGUGACCAUCGCAAUGUAUAUUCCCUUCCUGUUCAUUUCCCUCAGAUUGGUCUACAAGUACGGCCUAUCACGAGGUGAUGGAUGGGUCUUGUUAUUGGUAUUCAGCAUCAUCCGAGUAUUAGGUGGUUCUUUGCUUGUCGCAGCUGAGGACAUCACGCCCGCAAAUAUUUCACUUUACAUCGGUGGCUACGCCCUAGAAUCAUCUGGCCUGUCUCCACUGUUGCUUUGCACCCUUGGUCUGUUACACUCGAUGUUCCAAUCUCCUGAUGGCUUUUCGAGAUAUAGAAGACCAUUCCGCCUUCUUCAACUCCUCGGCACCAUCGCUCUUAUCCUUAACAUCUCCGGUAUCUCUGAAUCGACAAGUUCCAGUUCAAGCUCGGAUCCAGGCACAACCAUGCGCAGGGCUGGUGUCAUCCUCUUUUGUGUCCUAUACAUCAUCCUUGUCGCCAUUUGCUUCCACGCAUGGACUCAAGUCAGAUUUAUCAUGAGAUACCGCAAGCAGCUCUUGAAGGCUAUAUCCAUCGCACUUCCAUUCCUGGCCAUUCGGACGCUCUACAGCGUCCUGUCCACGUUCUCUUCGAGCUCGUUUGAUAUAACCGGAACUGCCGCACCCCCCACUGGCGACCUGGCAAAAUUCAACAUCUUCACAGGCGAAUGGCAAAUCUACCUCGUAAUGGACAUGCUCAUGGAGUAUGCCGUUGUGAUCAUCUAUUCUGCUGCAGGCAUCGUGCUGCCCCUCAACGAAGACUACAAGUCUCCAGAAUCGUAUCAAGACGAAUACCCUUUGAGCAGGCCUCUGGUGUGA
Molecule: messenger RNA, 837 nt
Organism: Suillus bovinus
Lineage: Eukaryota; Fungi; Basidiomycota; Agaricomycetes; Boletales; Suillaceae
Exons: 4
Coding region: 1-837 (278 amino acids)
Source: RefSeq, a predicted model, not a curated record